AGCGGGUAGAAGAUGCCAUUAAAUCCGAAAGGCUACCGUGUAGUCCACAUUCCAUGCAUUUGACGUUUCAUUCUCCAAAGCCCAGAUUCCAAAUGAAUGAAAACGUCAUUGAAUUGGUCCCAACUCUUCGGGGGCAGAGUGGGAGAAGAGAGGAGAUUUCCUCUUAUCUUUAUACUCUCUCUGCCUCCAAGAAAAAAUAGGCUGAAAGCAUCAUGGAAGUAGUUGAAGACAUAGUGAUUAUAGGAGCAGGAAUAGCCGGCCUUACAACAUCCUUGGGACUUCACAAGUUGGGAAUCCGAAGCCUGGUGUUGGAAUCCUCGGAAGGAUUGAGGAUCAAAGGAUAUGCCUUGACAUUAUGGAGCAAUGCUUGGAAGGCCUUGGAUGCUGUUGGCAUUGGCGAUUCCCUCCGUUGUCGACAUCAACUCCUUGAUGGGAAUGUGACGACCUCUGUAGUUUCGGGACUCAAAAUUUCAGACAUAUCGUUUAAUGUCAAAGGAAAAGAUGGAGUCAAUGAAGUUCGUCGUGUCAAGAGGAAUAUGUUGGUGGAAGCUCUUGCAAAGGAGCUUCGGAGUGGCACCAUUAGGUACUCUUCCAAGGUGGUCUGUAUAGAGGAAUCAGGAUUCUAUAAGCUUGUGCAUCUUGCUGAUGGAACCACCUUUAAAACAAAGGUCUUGAUUGGGUGCGAUGGAGUCAACUCAGUGGUGGCAAAGUGGCUGAGCUUGAAGAAACCGUCUUCUACCGGGAGAUUUGCCAUCAGAGGGUGUGUAGAUUUCAAGUCUAGUCAUGGGUUUGCGCCCAUAACCAUGCACUUCUUUGGGAAUGGUGUCCGGUUUGGUUUUGUUCCUUGUGAUGAUAACUCUGUCUAUUGGUUUUUCACUUGGAUUCCAUCCAGCCAAGAGAAAGAUCAGACAGAAGAUAACACAGUUAAAAUGAAGCAGCUUGUAUUAAGCAAGCUAGGAAAAAUACCCGAUGAAGUAAGGGCUGUCGUAGAAAACACUGAACUGGAUAGUUUUGUCCCGUACCCACUAAGAUACAGACAGCCCUGGGAACUCCUUUGGGGAAAUAUAAGCAAAGAAAACGUCUGUGUAGCCGGAGAUGCACUCCACCCCAUGACUCCAGACAUUGGCCAAGGAGGCUGUGCUGCUCUGGAAGACGGCGUUGUUUUAGCCAGGUGUCUUGCGGAGGCUCUACAUAAAGAACCAGGUGGGGAAACAAAAGAUCGAGAGAGAGAUGAUCAAAGAUCAGAAAUAGAGGAAUAUGAGAGGAUUGAAAUGGGGUUGAAGAAGUUUGCCAAAGAGAGGAAAUGGAGAAGCAUUGAGCUCAUUUCUACAGCCUACAUUGUUGGUUUUAUGGAGCAGAGUGAUGGCAAAGUGAUGACCUUCUUAAGGGAUAAAAUAUUUGCUGCAUUCCUGGCUGGGAUCAUGCUGAAGAUGGGUAGUUUCGAUUGUGGAAAGCUUAUCCUUUGAUCUUGAAAUCAACGAGCACAUAUAUGCAGUUGAGCUAUCUGUAGUAAUGCAUGAGCUCCAUGCUUCAUUUUUCUUUCACAACA
Juglans regia (Persian walnut) is the source of this 1549-nucleotide messenger RNA. Its product is annotated as monooxygenase 2-like. NCBI's taxonomy places the organism in Eukaryota, Viridiplantae, Streptophyta, Magnoliopsida, Fagales, Juglandaceae. Gene Ontology annotation, molecular function: FAD binding. The transcript is spliced from 6 exons. The record is from RefSeq and is a predicted model, not a curated record. Bases 213 to 1466 code for a protein of 417 amino acids.